Messenger RNA from Miscanthus lutarioriparius, 4092 nucleotides. The record is from the annotation of a GenBank genome assembly. Lineage: Eukaryota; Viridiplantae; Streptophyta; Magnoliopsida; Poales; Poaceae.
AUGGCAGACAUGGCGCUUGGUUUGACCAAGAAAGCAGUGGAGGGGACUGUGAGCAGGGUCCUGGCGGCGAUCGAUGAAGACACGAAGCUGAAGUCGGCGGUGAAGCAAGACCUGCGGUUCAUCGUCGGCGAGUUCCAGAUGAUGGAAUCCUUUCUCGAGAUGGCCAACGACAACAAGGAGCGUACAAGCAACAAGGUGGUGAACACGUGGGUGCGGCAGCUCCGUGAGCUGGCCUUCGACGUGGAAGACUGCGUUGAGUUUGUCAUCCACCUGGACACCACCUCGGCCCGGGCAUUUGCUCAGUUGAAGCAGCUCAACGCCAGGGUGGACGAGGUGAGCCAGAGGAACACCCGCUACAAACUCUUGGGCGGUGAUGACUCCGGCUCCUCGACCACUCCGUCUCCGGUACCGCCGGAGCAGCUCGAAGCCGAUGCUUUCGCCUCAACGGUCGACAUCCUAAGAGACCUGUGGGAGGCCAACGCGAAGCAAAGCUCGUCGCUCAAGUGCAACCUCAAAUAUUUGGUGGACGAUGGACGGUGUAACGAGCUCAGAGUGAUCUCAGUGUGGAGAGCUGCAGGAGUAGAUGUUGAGGCCGCGCACAUUCUCAACGCAGCUUACCUUGAUCCAGAAAUCUGCAAAGAAUUCAAAGCCCGUGCCAGGGUGAAGCUGAUGCAUCCUUUUAAUAUCCAACAGUUUCUCAAGAGCUUGCUGAAUCAGCUCUACGUGACCUCGCAACAGCAGGACACACUCUCGUCAGCUCUACCUGACCUCCUCCGCACCAACGGAGACAGUGUCAUUCAGGACAAGCUCAGGCAACUAUUAAGCAAGCACAAGUACCUCGUUAUCCUAGAAGAUUUAUCCUCCGCGGUGGAUUGGGAUCUCAUCAGGCUCUGUCUACCGGACCUUGGCAAUGGCAGCCGGAUCGUCAUAUCGACGCAGCAAGUAGGGAUUGCACUUUCGUGCACGGGGGAGCCAUAUCGAGUAUUGCAGCUUGCACUACUCCCCAAUAAUGAUCGAUACAUUUAUGCAUUUUACAAGCCGUCCGGUAUUGGUAUCACAGAACUCGUUAGGCAACUUGGACAGCGUCGUGUGAUCCCGCUGUGGGGGGACAAGGGUGAUGACACCAGAAGUCUUGUGAGAGAUGUGUACGAUGCCAUACGAAAAAAGACUGCAGAAUUCAAGGGGGUAAUAAAUUUUAAAAAAUGCUGGUGGGUAAAUGUUCCCAGUCCAUUCAGUUUGGAAGGCUUUUAUCGGCGCUUGUCCGGUUAUGUCCGUCAUGGGUAUGAAAAUCCCGAAAGCUACUUUGCUGGACAAUGGAGCAAGGAAGUGUGUGAGAACCGCUACCUUUUCGUUAUUGAGGGCCUGCGGUCCAAAGAGGAUUGGGAUUUGAUAAAAGAUAAACUCGUGCCUGAGAACACUAUGAGCUGUAUCGUCAUCAUUGCAAAUGAAGAAGCGGUGGCCAAAUAUAUUGCAGAUGAAGAUAAUUCGUCGAGGAAGGACUACGAAGAACAGGAAGAAGCCAACAACGCUGCCAUUAUUGGUCCAUUAUUCGCACAAAAGGAGGAAUAUUAUUCUUGGGGCCACGACCGUUUCCGCGGCCAUGGUUGUUCUCGUAGAAUUGACGAGGCAUUGUUCCAGUUCGAGCCAUUUAUUACACCAGAUCAAGACAUAGAAUUGGUCACGGAGAUUAUUGUUGGUCACGUCUUCUCUUGUGGAGUGAAAGCGAAGCUGAGUUUCCUAGUAUUUGACGACAAGGCGCUCCAGUUUGAAAGGUUCGGGUGGGUCGACGUGCCUGAGCCGUUUGAUCUGGCCGAAUUCUCACGCCGAUUACUUCUUGAUUUCCACUCAGAUGAUCCUGGGAAAAUGGAGAAAACAGCUGUUGGUAUCAUUCAAGGACAUAACCCCAUUCAACAGUGUUACGAAAUCAUGCGUAGGCACAGGUGCCUAGUGGUUAUUGAUGGUCUGCGGUCCACACGUGACUGGGACUCCAUCGAACAAGCCCUCUGGUGCCACCAUCAUCCAGAGGCCAGUAUUCUUGUCAUCACAACUGACGAGAGUGUCGCAAAACAUUGCGUCGCUAAAGACGACUUGAGCUGUGAAAGAAUCAUCCCUAUGAGAGCUCUAGAUGACAAAUCAGCUCUCGAGCUCUUCAUAAAGGUUGCUGAGAAGCAGAAAAACGAAUCCAUUACUGAGAAAAAUUUGAAGCAUGCAGAACGCAUCGUGCCCAAGUGUGGUGGACUUCCCAAAAUAAUAGAUGCAGUGGCCAGAUCCCCUUGCUCAUUCUGGGAGAACAUAAAUAGUGACCUUGUGACUAAGUUGAAGAAUGACCCAAAAUUGAGGGGUGUUUUAUCAUGGAUGCAUUCCUAUAUUGAUGGUCGUUCAGAUUCAGUAAAGCCAUGCAUCUUCUAUCUGUCAGUCUUUCCUACAAACUACAAAAUCAGGAAGGCUCACUUGCUGAGGCGAUGGAUCGCAGAGGGUUACUGUAGAGACACAACUGGCUCUAGUGCGAAGGAGAAUGCUGAAAGGCUCUUUGAUGAGCUUUUUUCCCGGGACAUAAUCCAGACACUACCAAGCAUGCCAGUGUGCCAAAUCAGUGGGUUCUUCCGUGAAUACAUCAUCUCGCAGCCAAUGGAAGAUAAUCUUGUAUUUGUACUGGAAGGACAUCGUAAACCAAACUCACAACGCACAGUACAACACCUCACCAUAAUGGAAGACUGGGAGAGGGAGAAGCAUGUGUUUGAGAGCAUCGAUGUAUCACGGCUGCGGUCUUUGACAGUGUACGGGAAGUGGAAACCAUUCUUCAUCUCUGACAAGAUGAAGCGGAUCCGAGUGCUAGAUUUAGAGGGCACGUCUGGUGUAGAAGAUUGUUGCCUUAAGCAUAUCUUUGAGAUUCUGCUGAGUCUCAAGUUCAUCUGUCUAAGAGGAUGCAAAAGCAUUACUUGUUUGCCAAAAACAAUGGGUGGCCUUAGGCAGCUGGAGAGUCUAGAUGUCAGCGGCACCUCCAUAGUCACACUGCCACGGGCAAUCAUUAAGCUGCAGAAGAUUCAAUACAUUCGGGCUGGCUGUAAGUUUUUGCCAGAUGAAGACUGUACAUCAGCAGCAUCAGAAGUUGGUGGACAAAAGAAGUUGGUGGGCUGCUGCUGGACAUCCACCAAAUCGUCGCAAGGCAGUGAUGAUGCGGUUGGAAGCCAGCAGCCAUCAGGGACAACAGCAACACCUGAAGCUGAAGGUAGUGAUGGCGGCCAUCAGGGACAACACCAACACCACAAGCAACGACAUCAGAAGAUAAAGAAGAUGGGCCGCCGCUGGACAUCCAGACUGUCGUCCUGCAGUUGGUUCGCUCAUAAUAAUAUUAAUGGUGGUGUGGAGGUUCCUGUGGGGAUUGAGGACAUGCCUUCCUUGCAUACUCUUGGUACUGUGAAUAUCAGCAGAGGAGGUGGAAAGGACUUUCUGACCAUGCUUAAGCUCAAAACAACACUUCCCCAACUGUUCAAGCUCAGCGUGUGUGGCAUUAAUAAGGAAAACUGGAAGGAUUUAUGUGAUGCCCUCUCGGCUCAUGAUCAUCUUGAAUCAUUGUCACUGGGACUCGACAAUGAUUUCACGGAAGAUAUCUACUUCGGCAAUCUACCUAAGGCCCUGAAGAGCUUUAAGGUAUAUGGGCAUAUUCACAGAUUACCAGCCUGGAUCAAGGAUGGUCGUCUGGAGGCCAAUCUCAAAAAGUUUGAUAUUGAGGCGAUUAUAUCAAGACAAGAGUGCAUGGAUCAAUUAGUGGAAUCGUUGCCACAUACAAAGAAUGGUGGUAUCAGUCGUCGUCUUUGUAUUAAGCCGACUCGACAAGUAAGAGAGCUAGAAUUCAGGAAUGUCAUGAAUGAUGAUAUCAGUCGACCACAGGUUCUCAAGAUUGAUUGCAGCUCCGCGUUAGAGGUAGCUUUCCAAACAAACAGCAUAGCAACAGAGGUUAAUGUGCUGAUAAUCCAUUGCUAUAAAGGAUCGGAUUUCCGGAUUUCUGUUAGUGGGCUUAAGUAUCUAGAUUACCUCGAGACUGUGUGGCUUAAGGGUUUGAUGAAAAAGCAGACUACGUGGUGCACUUGA